AUGCUCCCUUUAUCAAAACAAGUGAUUUCGCCUCAUUUCUUGCAGUGAAUGCCGACUUUACUGAACAAGUGAAAUAUUGAAAAUAUGAAGGGAUUUAAAGCGGACGAUCAAUCUCCUAAUAAAUUUGUCACUACCUAUGCGCAGCAUUGGUGGCUAAGAUUCAAAAAUCCAAUAAGCGAAAAGAGAUUUGUUGAUAAGCUGUUUUCUCAUCAGAAAACUUGGCCAGUAGCAAUUUUUAUAUCUUUGAUUUUUGCAAUAUCUCUAUUAUUGCUGGGAAGAGAAAUGACAGUAUUAUCAAUAUAUCUAUCACUCUUGUCAAUAUUGAUAUUUCUCACAAUAAAAAUUGAAAAAUCGUAUAUGUGUAGAGCUAUCGCAGAAAUUAUUGUAAUCCAAUUUAUAAUAGCGACUAUAGGACGUGGCUCUUUACCUGAAAUUUAUAUAGCAUUCGUACCAAGCAGUAUCUUAAAUUAUUAUUUUCUAAAGGCCUGAACAUGUAGCCUAUUCAUAAAUCUUCUGGAAAUAUUACUGGUAUGAACCAUCCGAGAUAUUUGUAUGUUUCAAACCACUCUUGUAGUGCUUUUUCAUGUUUUUUGUAUAGGAUAUAUUGAAAAAGAUUUAAAAUCCCUAUGAGUAUUGUAUAGGCUUAAGGAAGAGAAGUGAAGCAGAUAUGAGCAAGUUCUUAAUGAGUCAGAAAAUUGUAAAUGCGGUAUAAUAGAUGAUGAAAAAGUGUCAAAUAAUGGCCAAAAGAAAAAAAUAUCUAAAGUGAAUCUGAAAGAAGAAGGUUUCAAUCUGCAUGUUGAAGUCGCCUGUCUGAUAGAUGAGAUUUAUAAAAAGGCAUCUAGGAAAGACAUCACAGUUAUCUACUCAAGAGAUUCUUCCAUUCCUUCAUGCACUUUAGGUGAUAAGAAAUUGUAUAUUUAUAUUUUGAGAUGCUUAUUUGAGGCUGCAAUUGAUUAUUCAACUUUAGGGGCUGAUUUAUUGUUUCAUUUAAAAGGGCCAUCUUCAUAUACCGAGGAAUGUGGCAUUGAAUAUCAAAUUUCUUUUCAUUCUGAAAAAGCAACUCAAGAAGGAUUAAACAAACUAUUUGUGAAUCAUGAUGCCAAUGCUGCUCCAAAAUCUAAAUCAUUUGAAAUUCCUAUAAAAACCAAUAGCAAGCUAUCACUUUUUGGAACAAUUUUAGAACUCCUCAAAGGCAGAGUGAAUCAUUGCUUAUUUACAGUAAGUAAGAAUAGAGCAAUUUUGAGUGUCUUUAUUCCUAUAGUAGGGUCAAAAAAAUGAAUUGAGCCGACUUUUAUCCCUAUAUACUCUCAUCCAGAAAUUUUACCUAAUAAUUCAAUUAAAUGGAAACCAGAAAAAUUCAAAAUCAGUGAAGAAUUGUCUAAGAAAAAAAGAAAAACUGUGAUACAAAUGCCCGAGUAUAUAGAGCCACCUAAAAAUUAUGACCCUGUCUCUAAUAAAAAAAUACCAUAUGUCAUAGAAAUCUUGUCUGAAACAUCAAAUAUUUCAAGCGCUGAUUAUUCUCAAGACUGCGAUGAAAAUGUGCAGAUUGGAGCUUGAAUCGUAGGAUGCUCUAAGACUAAUUCUGGAAUUCUAACUCCUAGUCCAAGAUCAUAUAUUCCUCCCACAUUCCAAAAUUCCAAAUCAAUGCCAGAAAACCAAUCCAAGCAUAUCACAUGGCCCUACAAAAAAAAAGUCUUUACCAACAGUAAAGAAAACUCUUUUCCUUCCCCAAAUUAUACAUUAUAGAAGUUUCCUAUGUUUGGCGCUGUAAGGCCGAUAAAUUCUGAUCGGAAUUUUAUCGGUAGGUUGCACCCAAAUCAAUGCCUUGGUCGGACCAAAAAGCGAUUUGGUCCGACGAACUUGGAAAGCUCCUGGGAAAAUGUCUGCGCUUUUAGCGCUAUAUAGAGGAAACCUCUAUAACUGAUAAUCGUCCAAUAUUUCGCUUACUUGCAUGUGAUUCUAAUGAAAAUAAUUCAUUAAAGACUGAAGCUGGAACUUUUAAAGUUCUUAUAGUAGACGAUAUGGCCUCGCACAGAGAGUUUCUGGAAGUUAACCUUUCUGCAAUCACACAUAUAAAUGCAGAGCAUGCUAAAGAUGGAAAUGAAGCCUGGAAAAUGUAUGAAGCCUAUGCCAAAAGUGGGUAUAUGUAUAAAGCAAUAUUUAUGGAUUUAAUGAUGCCUAAGAUGGAUGGGUAUAAAUCGACACAAAAAAUAAGAAAUAUUGAAAAGGAAAAUGGGCAUAACAAAACACUGAUAUGUGGAAUGUCAGGAGAUAAUGAUGCGAGAGAAAAAUGCUUAAGAGCAGGGAUGGAUGAAUUUUGUAAGCAAUAUUUAGUAAUAAAACCACCUCAAAUAAUUGAGCUGAAAAUUAUCCUAAGUCGAGUUGGAGCAGAGGUACUCAAUGAGAAAGCCUAA
Messenger RNA from Blepharisma stoltei, 2414 nucleotides. Lineage: Eukaryota; Ciliophora; Heterotrichea; Heterotrichida; Blepharismidae. The record is from the annotation of a GenBank genome assembly.